CGGUGGCUUUCUCUUGGCGCGGGGCAUUGGAGGGGUAGAAAUUGCGUGCUCGUGCUAGGAUUUUCAACAACCAAACGCGACCGAUCUCGGAUGGGCUGAUCAUGGCUUCACUAUAUUGAGACAACUCAGUAGGCUGAGCAGCGGGAGGAAGAGUCAGCGGCCGACAUUUUACACCGCGUCUUCGGCGAGGUGACGCUUGGGGUGGAGCUAUAAAGGGAGACUCCCUCAGCGAAGCUAUAGACCAUCGCCCACGCGCCUGGAUACAACGAAUAUCACACCAAUACAUUGCGGGGUCUAGUCUCUUUGUUUCUGUAUGACGUGACGUGAACGGAGUUUUGCACAAUUGUUACUUGAACUUGUUCGGCGACCCUUUGUCACAGUUACCAGUUCUCCCUUCGGCCCGGAUUCUCCCCCUCCAAAUCAGAACCACAUCCCCGGAUUCUCCACUUUCGCUCGACCGUACAAGCUCACCAUGGCCGAGGAAAUUUCUAAGAACUUCGAGACGCUGCAAUUGCACGCUGGCCAUUCUCCAGACACAGCGACAAACGCGCGUGCUGUGCCCAUAUACGCGACCACUUCGUACGUCUUCAAUGACUCCGCCCAUGGCGCCAGGCUAUUCGGCCUCAAGGAGUUUGGCAACAUCUACAGCCGUAUCAUGAACCCAACCGUCGACGUCUUCGAGAAGCGAAUUGCAGCCCUAGAGGGGGGCGUUGCUGCUGUCGCCGCGUCAUCUGGCCAGGCUGCACAGUUCAUGGCAAUUGCUGCGCUGGCUCAUGCAGGUGACAAUAUCGUCUCUACUUCGAACCUAUAUGGUGGCACGUACAACCAGCUCAAGGUCAUGCUUCCAAGAUUCGGCAUCCACACUAAGUUUAUAAACGGAGACAACCCAGAGGACUUCAAGGCCGCCAUUGACGAUAAGACAAAGGCAGUGUAUCUGGAGAGCAUCGGCAACCCAAAAUACAACGUCCCCGAUUUCGAGAAAAUCGCCGCGAUUGCACACGAGGCUGGAGUGCCGGUUCUUGUUGACAACACCUUUGGCGCAGGCGGCUACUUCUGUCGUCCCAUCGAGCACGGGGCUGACAUUGUUGUCCACUCAGCUACUAAAUGGAUUGGCGGCCAUGGGACCACCAUUGGCGGCGUCAUCGUCGACAGUGGCAAGUUUGACUGGGGCAAACAUGCGAAGCGCUUCCCGCAGUUCAAUGACCCGUCCGAAGGCUACCACGGCCUCAAGUUCUGGGAUACCUUCGGCCCUAUUUCUUUCAUUAUCCGCGUCCGUGUCGAAAUCCUGCGAGACCUUGGUGCAGCGUUGAACCCGUUCGCUGCGCAACAGCUGUUGCUCGGAAUAGAGACAUUGAGUUUGAGGGGGGAGAGGCACGCUUUUAACGCGCUCAAGCUGGCGAAGUGGCUGGAGAGUAACGAGAACGUUAGCUGGGUGUCAUACCCUGGUCUUGAAAACCACCCCUCCCACGAGCUGGCCAAGAAAUAUCUCCCGAGGGGCUUUGGAGGUGUCCUUUCUUUUGGUGUCAAGGGAGGCGGUGCCGCUGGAAGCCAGGUCGUAGACAACUUCAAGCUCAUUUCCAAUCUGGCGAACGUCGGCGACUCGAAGACUCUAGCAAUUCACCCUUGGACUACUACCCACGAACAACUGAGUGACGAGGAGAAGGUCAGCUCCGGUGUUACGGAGGACCUCAUCCGUAUCUCAGUCGGCACUGAGCACAUCGACGACAUCAUCGCAGAUUUCGAGCAGUCCUUCAAGGCAUCUGCAACUAAGCCAGAGGAGAAGGGUGAGGCUUCCAAUGCCGAGAAGACCGGAGAGACUGCCGGAUCGUUGUCUGGCUCCGUCUGA
This is a messenger RNA of Lindgomyces ingoldianus, 1846 nucleotides long. RefSeq names its product O-acetylhomoserine ami. The coding region runs from base 473 to 1846 and encodes 457 amino acids. The transcript is spliced from 9 exons. NCBI's taxonomy places the organism in Eukaryota, Fungi, Ascomycota, Dothideomycetes, Pleosporales, Lindgomycetaceae. Gene Ontology annotation, molecular function: pyridoxal phosphate binding; transferase activity, transferring alkyl or aryl (other than methyl) groups. The record is from RefSeq and is a predicted model, not a curated record. Gene Ontology annotation, biological process: transsulfuration.